AUGUCAGAUAAUGGUACAAAUUUUGUAGGCGCAAGUAAAGCAUUACUUGAUGAAUACGCUGCAUUUCUUAGACAAUCUUCUAAAGAGAUAUCUGAAAAAUAUGCUCUCCACGGCUUCGAAUGGAAAUUCAUACCACCUAGUGCACCGCAUAUGGGAGGCCUGUGGGAAGCUGGAGUUAAAAGCUUCAAGCUUCACUUUAGGAAGGUUGUAGGGAAUCAAAAAUUUAAUUUCGAAGAAUUUUCUACUCUUUUAGUUAGAAUUGAAGGCGUUCUUAACUCUCGUCCUUUAUCUCCGAUGACCGAAGACCCUGAGGAUUUAAACGUAUUAACUGCCGGACACUUUCUACGAGGUGCGCCUAUAAUGGUUCCACCGGAAAUGGCAGAGGAUGACUUGAAUAUCUCCCUUCUUAACCGAUGGGAGAAACUAAAGGCUCUUCAUCAUCGAUUUGCGCAAAGAUGGAAAGCAGAUUAUUUACAAGAACUGCACAAACGCUACAAAUGGCGUUACCCGAAGAAGGAGUUACUAGUGGGAGAUUUUGUUAUUGUAAAGGAUGAAUUACUUCCGCCUAAUGAUUGGAGAUUGGGCCGCAUUGAAACCGUCUAUCAUGGAUCGGAUAAAAGAAUAAGAGUAGCUGAUAUCCGAACACAGUGUGGUUUGGCAGCGGCCAAGGCAAUCGUCAGCGACACAUUCUGCACAAGCCGAUCCGUUCAAGACCGGCUUCAAAUUAACCGCCGUAUAGUUGACAGAGCAGCACCACCACCUCCACCAGUUCGUAGGUUGCAACAACAAGCUCGUCGUAUAAAUAAUCGCGAUGAGUCGAGCUCUGCUUCUGGAGAGAUUGUAACCGCCCGACAGUUGCGCUCAAGUAGAAGGCCUACUUCUAUACAACGGCAGUUAGAGCAACAAUCUGCAGGCCAAGCAACCACCCACCAGCUACUUCGAGAAAUGGUUGCUACAAUUAACCGACUCAGCGAUGCAAUUCUUGUUGCACCUGUGCAAGGGGGCCGGCAUUUUGAGGCCCGUGAUGAUGUGGAGGAGGACGACGAUUUUCUCGAUAUCGAAAUGGAGCCUCUUUUAUAA
This is a messenger RNA of Calliphora vicina (urban bluebottle blowfly), 1080 nucleotides long. RefSeq lists its product as uncharacterized. Gene Ontology annotation, biological process: DNA integration. The record is from RefSeq and is a predicted model, not a curated record. Gene Ontology annotation, molecular function: nucleic acid binding. The transcript has 2 exons. NCBI's taxonomy places the organism in Eukaryota, Metazoa, Arthropoda, Insecta, Diptera, Calliphoridae. The coding region runs from base 1 to 1080 and encodes 359 amino acids.